CUAAAAGUACCUACCUAAUGUUUUUGUAAGUAUAUAUCAAUAAGUGCUAAAAGGUAUCUAUUAUAUAAUUGAAAAUGUGUACAAAAUAUAAAGGUUGUCUAAAUAUUUAAUUGGGCUUUCAGCACUUAAAAUGUAAUACGGCAGUCCAUUUUCAGCAGGUGGCGCUAAAUUAUAAAAAAAAUUGACUUGUUAAAACUAAUGAACGUGUCACAAACUGCAUCCUGAGAAUACCGAUUGCCGAUGCAAACGAUUUUUAAUGAAGGAAUUCUCGUAUAUACGAUUAAAAACGUCCUUUUUUCCAGAAUAUAUUUAUUUAGAACAUAUACUGUAUGUUACGCUAUCAUCUAUUUUGUUAAACUGUAAGGUAUUUGCAUGGAAUUUUAUUAAAUCUAAAAAUCCUUAUCUUUUCGUGAAAUUAUAUGGGCAAAUAAAGAAAUAAUGCUAAAACUAAGUUGGAUGAAAAUAUAUCUUUCUGGCUUACAAACUCUGCCUUGUGUAUGUAUAUCUGCUGUCUCUUUACAAAUAUCGUGUGUGUUUGUACAUCAUAUUACAGCCAUUAGCAGCGUAAAUCAAAACUGAUCACCAAAAAUCUCCCCAUGCUGUGUACUGUACGAUGCCCUCGGUUGGCAGCAACUGCAGCGAUCCAAACCUAUGUUGCUGCGAUCCUCUUGCCAGACUCUCAAAUUCAAUCACUAAGAGCGACGUAGCACGCACUGGUGUUUGUAAUCAAGUAAAUCCGUCCUAACUAACCAACACUGCGUACGGCAGCAAAGCCCCCACUGCUACUUGAGCUGCCCAUGCGACGCUGCAAGUUGCUUUGGCAGACUUACAGGCUGGCUGCUCUUCACUGCUCAUGCGAUAGCCACUGUAUCUUGCUCGCUGUCACUCCUGAUAACGGCCGUUGGGUCGAUUAAGCCGCUUGCUGCCCGACGAGUGCCGUCUGCCUUCCACGAAGUCUUCGAGUGGCUAACCACCACUAGCUGUCCUCUAUACACAGAGCUGUCCAGAGCAUUUUUUGGUAUAAGUGAGCGUGGAGUAUAUAUAUCCCCACGCUCACUUAUGCCGAAGAAUGCAGGAUCAUAAGGACGAAGAUGAACUGGUGCGGUGUGGUGAUAAGUGGCCAAUCCUGACCUGCCAUUAUCUGCUUCUGCCACUUCCAAUUCGCCGUUUCUUGACCAGGCUACCUAUGACAGUCGCCAACUGCCCGCGGCUCGACCACGGUCAGCAACUACUGCCCGCGGCUCGACUACCGUCAGCAGCUACUGCCCACGGCUCGACUACCGUCAGCAGCUACUGCCCGCGGCUCGACCACCGUCAGCAGCUACUGCCCGCGGCUCGACCACCGUCAGCAGCUACUGCCCGCGGCUCGACCACCGUCAGCGCCUACUGCUCGCGGCUCGUGUCCGCCGGCUGCUACUGCUCGCGGCCGAACCACUGCCGGUAG
Molecule: messenger RNA, 1444 nt
Organism: Papilio machaon (common yellow swallowtail)
Lineage: Eukaryota; Metazoa; Arthropoda; Insecta; Lepidoptera; Papilionidae
Exons: 4
Coding region: 1070-1444 (124 amino acids)
Source: RefSeq, a predicted model, not a curated record